Cavia porcellus (domestic guinea pig) is the source of this 1677-nucleotide messenger RNA. RefSeq names its product protein phosphatase 1 regulatory inhibitor subunit 1B (gene Ppp1r1b). Bases 376 to 942 code for a protein of 188 amino acids. Gene Ontology annotation, cellular component: cytoplasm. The transcript is spliced from 7 exons. The record is from RefSeq and is a predicted model, not a curated record. Gene Ontology annotation, molecular function: protein phosphatase inhibitor activity. Gene Ontology annotation, biological process: intracellular signal transduction. Lineage: Eukaryota; Metazoa; Chordata; Mammalia; Rodentia; Caviidae.
GCUGGGAGACAGGCUGAGACCCGCGCUGAGCCCCGCGGGAGCCACAGGGACAGGGGCGUGGGGCAGGGCAAGGGCAGCGGCCCGGAGGGGACCCCGGGACCCGCCAGCGGCGCGGAGAGUGGGCGGGCGCGCGGAGCCGGACAAGGGCACGGGCGAGCCCAGAGGGGGCGCAGUGAACCCAGCCGAGCACCGCGCGCUGGUGCCACCCGGGCCGGGCGCGGGAACCGCUGCGCUCCUCGCGCUCCUGUCCCGAUCCUUCCUCCUCCUGGUCCUCCCCGGCGGCUUCGCCCCCCGAGCCCCCUGGCCGCCCGGAGGCUAGAAAAGCGCGCGGGCGCGGAGCGGGGACGCAGCCCGAGAUCCCGGGGCGCGCCCGCCAUGGACCCCAAGGACCGCAAGAAGAUCCAGUUCUCCGUGCCCGCGCCCCCCAGCCAGCUCGACCCCCGCCAGGUGGAAAUGAUCCGGCGCAGGAGGCCAACCCCUGCCAUGCUGUUCCGGCUCUCAGAGCACUCCUCACCAGAGGAGGAGGCCUCGCCCCACCAGAGAGCCUCUGGAGAGGGGCACCACCUCAAGUCCAAGAGACCCAACCCCUGUGCCUACACACCGCCCUCACUGAAAGCUGUGCAGCGCAUUGCAGAGUCCCACCUGCAGACCAUCAGCAACCUGGGCUCAGAGGAGGAGGAUGAGCUGGGGGAGCUGCGGGAGCUGGGGUACCCGAGAGAGGAUGACGAGGAGGAAGAGGAUGAUGAGGAGGAGGAGGAGGAAGAGGACAGCCAGGCUGAGGUCCUGAAGGCCAUCAGGGGCUCUGGGCAGAAGGUAACCUGUGGCCAGGGUCUGGAGGGGCCCUGGGAGCGUCCGCUCCCUCUGGAUGAGGACCAAAGCCCAGCACUCACUGAGCCAGAGGAGGAACCCCAGCGCCCCGACCCCCCUGAGCCUGGCACAUAAGUGCACCGCUCUGCAUCUUCUGGGAGGAAGUGGAGGGGACAUCGCCGUACCCCUGAAAGCCACUCCGUCCCUGCCCUAAAUCUGGUGCCCUUUCCCAUCCCUGCUAGGGCUGCAAUUUCUAGAAGACUAACGCUGGUCUGUUUGCUUCUUCGCCCACCUUUGGCUGAUGCUGGAGUCCCUGGUGCCCGUCCCUGCCAGCCGUCCCUCCAUUCACCCGACGGGAGGUGGGGUGGGAGCGAGCCCACGUUGGAAAAUUCCGGAAACAAACAAGGAUUGGCUUCCCAGUUCUCUUCCUCAGACCCUCUCCCCUGGGCACAGGAGACCCACAGGGCAGGACCCUACGAUCUGGGGAAAGGAAUGAGAACCUGCGGGUGCCCUUAGACCCUUCUCCACACCCUCAUUUCUCUCCCCCCGCGGGACCCCGAGUCACCACCCCUCACCAGCGUCUCCCAGGCCCCGGGACUCAGAUCACGCUCCAGGCACAGCCUCCAUUUCUGGGAACCUCUGGAUCGCCGCUUCUCCCCUGCGUGCCUGGAAGACGGACUGGCAGCGGCUGCUUUGUUGCGUUUUGUUUGUGCUUUGCUGCCGGGAAUGCCGCCUAGUACGCGUCCUUGGGGGACACACGCGGGGGAGCAGGUCCUUAUUGUCCCCCCGCUACGCUGUUCCCUUCCCCUUCUCCCCCUGACGCCAGGCCUGAGUCCUUCCAGUGCUGUAAUAAAUCUUUGUAAAUAACUA